AAUAACACAAAAAACGCUGAAUGCUAUUAAUAAUUUUUAGCAAAAUUGUCUGUUAAUAAAUCAAUAACAACCCUUUUGAAAAAAAAUGCAGGACAUAGAAACUAAAUAAGUUUUUGAAAGUGUCCUCCACUCUUUGAAGUAUAUCUCUGGUGUUUCUUAUUAAAUCGUAGGAAGGUCUUAUACGAUCCUUCAACUCUUCUACAGUGUUAACUGCGGUGCGAUAAACCAAAUUUUUAAGAUGCAACAUAAGAAAAAGUCAAAAGUAUUAAAAUCUGGGGACUUAGGGGAUAAUUUAUUUUACUGCAACACUAGAGUGAGUAGGUCCGCCGUCAUACAUUCUCUUCCUAAUUAAAUAUGGUACUUCUUCUGGCAAUAUUGGCAAAUACUCUUCUAAAAACCGGCGGGUUAGCCUUGGGGCAAUUAAGUAAUUUCCAAAAACUCGUUGAAAAUGGUAUGGGUACAGUAGAAAAUCGUGCAAAAUUUUCCAAACUAAGACGUGCGAGAUAUUCAGAUUAUUUCCAAUUUUUCUAAUACUACGUUCUGGAUCUUCAUCAAUAGAAUUUAAAAUUGCUUUUUAAAUAACUUAUUUCUUACAUACCAAUGGACCCCUUUCAAAUGAUUAUUUGCCCUCAAAGCACCUGUUUCAGUCAACCUUCUAUUAUUUUAUCAUGUUUUAACGAUAUUGUUACGAUGAUGCAGAGAAGAGAUGAGAAGAGAUGAGAAUGAAGAGAAUGUUUUAAAACGAAAAAAAUAAUAAUAAUGAUAAUAAUAAUAAUAAUAAUUAUUGCCCAAGAUUUAGAUUACUUAAUACCAACUAAUAUAGUUACACAUUGUAAGAAUAAUUUUCAUUUUAAGAGAAAUCAGUGGCCUACGAUCAAUCACUGCCAAAAUAGAAAUAUGAAGUUCCGUACGCCCGCCACUGGUGUAUUUAAAAAAAUUUGGUACACUAAAUAAUGCCUCUCCAUACAUAGUACAUGUGUGCCAAAUUUCAUUACAAUAUCUAAAAUGGUAUUAGAGAUAUUAAAAAAAAAUUUUGUUUAAACUUUACCACCCUCUCUGUCAAAACUUAAGACAUUUUGGACAUAUGUUCAAAUCAAGUUUUCGUUUUAAAAUGUACCCAAACACCCUAUACAUAAAUUUUUUCGUAGGACUUUUUUGGGACAUACGGCUAUUAAGUCAGCUAGGUGCCCUCUAAUGAAUUGUAACAUGCAUAUGUGACAUUGUAUUUCAAGAUAAGAUAAAUAAAUAAAUGCAAUAAUUAAAAAAAAAACAUCAGCCAUAAGUUCCAUAUGUUCCAUAUGUAAGCCAUAUGUUCAGGCAUAUUUAAAUCUUGAACUGCGGUGGAUUGACCUGUUUCCGAGUGAGGGUGAAAUCUGCUAAAUCUAUCACAUCCAUAGGUGGUAUUGGUAUUAUUGGUAUUGGUAUUAAAGGGGGGCGCCCUCGCGGGCGUCCAAGCACUUAGGCCACCAGAUGGGCCCGUUGUGCCCCCAGGCCGCUCUAGAGGGCGUCCAGAAUGCCGCCCCUUCUGUAGAAGGUCAGCAACUCCUUUAGCCCAAUACCGUGCACUGAGUCCGGAUCGAUCAGGGCCGUUCCGAAGACUCCCAAUCUUGCACUCGGUGAGCAGAUGAUACGGGGUCUCCUCCCCUUCCAUGCACCACCUACGCUCCGGGUCGUCUCCAAUGCCUAGCAAGCAGAGAUGCCUCCUAAGCCUGCAAUGUCCUGUGUAGGCCCCUGUUAGUGCUCUACACUCCCUCCUGGUCAGUCUAAGCAGCUCCCUGGUCCGAGGAAGGGAUCCAUAGGUGGAAUACUGGGAAAUAAGUUUUGGUACAUCAAAAGACAAUAGUGUUGCGUUAGAAGGGAUUUUCAUAUCUUUAAUUUUGUUCAGUAAUUCAAAAGAUUUUUUUAUUGCAAAUUUUGGUUUAAAAUCUGUGUGGAACUUUAAAAUAUUUACUAAUUUUGUUGAGAGCUUAACUGCUGGAGCUGUUACAUAAGACACGACUGGUCUAAUGGGCAUAUCUUGUUUUUCUUGUAAUUUAACUAAGGAAUAUAAUUUCGGCGGUUGUGGAUUCAUAAUUGUUAAAAAAUACUUGUCUUUGUCACUAAAUAGUGUGAUUUUAGUAAUUACAUCCUUGACUCGUCUUUGAUAUGAUGAUCAAUUAGAUUUAAAUACCUCUCCUUUAAUGCACUUAAAUUCUCACAACAUUAACUAAGGUUUUGUUAUCAUUUUUCGGUAUAUAUAUUAGUAGGUAGUUUGUAAAUAUUACAUUUGAUAAAGACACGGUGUUGUCGAAACAAUUGCCAUGUCAAAAUAUAUAAUUUUGUGAAAAUGUCAACUUUUAGUUGUUAUAUUUAAAUCUGUUCUAUCCAAAAUAUAACCGAAAUUCUUCCAAGCCAUCGGCUAACGGACGUCAUUUUUUAUCAUCAAGUAGGCGCCGGCCUGUCAGGUGGAUCCAAACCAGUGCGGUACCGAAAUUUUCUUCCCAACAGGAGCGCAAUUCACGCCGUAGCGGAAUACACGAAAGUAAUUUAAACAGCAAUCUACCGGCCGAGUGGCAUUGCCUUAUCGGAAUAGUUUAUUUACUUUCCACCUUUAAUGGUAUCGUUACGAGUGGUUCUAUCGCGGUAUCGUGAAUAAUUAUUUUUUAAUAUACUCGCGUGCCCGUAUCGCUAACGACCUUCCUACGCCCGACCGAACAAUACAACACAAACUCGGGCAAUUUAAAAACAAAACCGCCCGUAAUUAAAAGCUUAACGGUGCAAUUAUCAGCUUCCUGGCCGGAUCAGACAUGCGCCAUUUCUGUAUGGUCGGUUCGUUACAACUCGCAAAAAAAAGACGCACUGAAACGACGUCUUAAAAUACCCCUUAGUGGAAGUAACGCGCGAUAUAUUUACAUCAUCCGACGCCCAGAAGUUCGAACCUUCGCGAUAUCUUGUCGCGUUUCUGAUUAGCGUUGUCAUUGUUCCUUUAAUAAUUUGAUUAAAAGUAUAUCUUAUCUCAGGUAAUCGCGAUUAAAUUUAAAGGCGUGUGAAUGGUCGUCAGAGACCCAACAGACCAGUAGAUAGAUGUCGCAUCGUACCGGCAGCGAAAAUGUGCAAAUGCUGUCAAGAAUGUUUCGAAUCGUGUUACUGGCACUUCAUCGAAGAGAGGUUCUGCUUCGACAAAAACAUCGCCCUCUACGAAGAACCCGUAAAAAAGUCAAGCGAAAAAAAUAACAACCUAUUCGACAACAUGGCUUUCUACGAUAGCGUGUCUGUGAUAGCUGGCCGUUCGAUAGUGACGAUAGACCCGAUGCCUGUCAAAAAGAACGAAGCCGUGAUAGAACAGCCUCGGAAGAGGCCGCUCUGGCCGAGUCAUAAUUCGAAAGACCUCGAACCGGAUUAUUUGAAACCUUCGCGUUUGCCAGCAGAAGACAGGGGCAGCGAUCCGAAUUCCACCGACACGGGGAACGAUACGGACACCCAAAGAACUCUGAUCGUCAAGAAAGAACGGAAAAAACUGGACGAGAAAUUCCCGAUAAAGAAAUCCGUGAGCUUUCACAACAUCCCGGACAAAUCGUCGUCGGACGAAUCGGACGAGAAGACGAAAAGCUCGGGGGAAAACCUCUCGAUACCGGAGGAGGACGUGGGCGGCCAACGCAAGAAAUCUCUGCGCGAACGGCGCAUGUCCAAGAGCCUCUAUUUGAAGAUUGACUUCCCGAAAGAGGUGCCCAUCAUCAGGCAGAAUUCCGUGCCGAAAUUUUUCAUGGACUCGCCAGAGGAAAACCAGAUACGCGACUCGUCGCUGACCAAAACUCCGACGACCAUCCUCAAGAGUCCGUUGACGGCCUCUCUGGAUUUCGACUUUGAUCUGUACUCCGUGGUCCAAAUCGAAAAGAGCAGAAUUGCGGAGAACGCUAACAAGGCUCCGCCCGUGCCCAUCCACAAAGAGUCCUCCAAACUCAGCUUGAUUAAAGAUAAGAUGAAGCUGAAGAAGAGCAAGAGUACCCUUAGCGCCAGCAAUUUGCCGUACACCAGUCAUAUGUAAUAAUAAUUAGCAUUAAGCUCACGUUUGUGUGUCUGUGUAAAUAUGCGUAAUAUAGAGUAA
Cylas formicarius (sweet potato weevil) is the source of this 4084-nucleotide messenger RNA. RefSeq lists its product as uncharacterized. The transcript is spliced from 4 exons. Bases 3089 to 4024 code for a protein of 311 amino acids. NCBI's taxonomy places the organism in Eukaryota, Metazoa, Arthropoda, Insecta, Coleoptera, Brentidae. The record is from RefSeq and is a predicted model, not a curated record.